Zootoca vivipara (common lizard) is the source of this 5254-nucleotide messenger RNA. It is a transcript of the gene THEM6, whose product is annotated as thioesterase superfamily member 6. NCBI's taxonomy places the organism in Eukaryota, Metazoa, Chordata, Lepidosauria, Squamata, Lacertidae. The record is from RefSeq and is a predicted model, not a curated record.
CCCUGCCGGUGACCUUCGCUCUCCGGCGCCGGCUUUGCAAAACGGCUGCAAGCGCAGCACCGCCUCGACGGCGCGCCCAGCUCUUUCCUUUGCGCCAUGGCGGAGCUGGCGUGGGCUCUGGGGGCCUUGGCCGCCCUGUUCGCCCUGCUGGACGGCUGGUACCUGCUGCGGGUGCCCGUGACGCUGCUGUACGCGCGCUGGGCGCUGCCCACGGUGUGGGACCUGCUGGAGGAGCAGAGCUUCGCGAGCCGGGUGCUGCCGUCGGACCUGGACUGCCUGGUGCACAUGAACAACGCGCGCUACCCGCGCGAGGCGGACCUGGCGCGCUUGGCGCACCUGACGCGCUGCGGGCUCCUGCGCGCCGUCCGGGGCUUAGGCGCGCACACGGUGCUGGCCUCCUCGACGUGCCGCUACCGCCGCUCGCUGCACCUGCUCGAGCGCUUCGACGUGCGCACGAGGCUGCUGGGCUGGGACGCGCGCGCCUUCGUCCUGGAGCAGCGCUUCGUGCGCGCCCGGGACGGCUUCGUUUGCGCGGUGCUCCACGUCCGGCUGCACGUGGUGGGGGCCAGCCCCGCGCAAGCCGUCGAGAUCCUCUGCCGCAGGAAGGUGGAGUCUCCUGAACUUCCCGAAGACAUACAGCACUGGUUGAAAUACAAUGAAGUCAACAGCCAAAAGUUACGGGCAGAGAGCGAUUUGCAGGAAAACAACAAGGAAGAGUAAUGGGAUCCCUCAAACCCACCCCGUUAUGUCCUCGGUGCGGGAUCCGUCCUGCGGAAUUGCUGAGGAUUAUUAAGACUCCCCCUUUCAGCUACCAUGAGAUAUAAAAGGCCUUGGUGACCCCACCCAAAGCUCUAGUACCGCAGCAGCAACAAAGCCAGCCCAUUCGAUAGUCAGCCCCAAAGGAUUGGGACCACGCGGAGCCCUCUUAUGGUUCCACCCCGUCGGCAGCCGUACACAGGGAAAUAACGUCUCACCAACCCAACCAGUAGUAUAGCACUGGACUUAGUAGCGAUCCUGUCCUCAUCCACUGGGCAUUACUCGAGAACAGGAAUGCCGUCCCCUGAAACCUGACGUCGUCAACCUGUUCUUGUUUACGAAAGCCAGCCCUGGCCAUUCUGCGGUGACCGCCAUGGCCCAGAAAACGUAGGAGAGAUGUGUUUUGGGUCUUUGAAAGGGGAACCCAGUUGACCUCUUAAUUUGAGGUCACCACAGAUCCAGGGCUCUGCAGAAACCAAAGUAUAAAUGCACAACCUAGGCUUGCGGGGAAGCCUGGGUUGUCGUCUGCUUACAAACUGGAGCCAACAACGUUGCUCUCCAGAUGUUGUUGAACUAAAGCUGAUGAGGGUUGAAGUCCACAGCAUCUGCAGAGCAGCAUUUUGGCUACCCCGAUCUACUGUGACGGAUCUGCUGCCGUUUCCCAUUCGCGCACAGCUGGCUUCAUGCUUGAAAUCGGAGGUGUGGAUCCUGUGGCCCUCCAGGUGCUCCUAGGACUACAUCUCCCAUCAUCCCAGGCCGUCGGCCACUUUGGCUGCGGCUGAUGGGAGUUGGGACUCCAAACGAGACAUAGAGAAGGCCACAGGUUCUGUGUACCUCCAGUGUUUAAUGGAAACAGGUGUGGAUCCAUUAGAGUCCAGGUGGACCACACAAGACCUUCAACUCCAGGCACCCCCAAACUGCGGCCCUCCAGAUGUUUUGGCCUACAACUCCCAUGAUCCCUAGCUAGCAGGACCAAUGGUCAGGGAAGAUGGGAAUUGUAGUCCAAAACAUCUGGAGGGCCGAAGUUUGGGGGUGCCUGUUCAACUCUUUCUGCUGGAAGGUCAUGCAGCCUUUCGAGCAGAAAGAGUUGUGCCAGGCAGGUCCCGCCCGUGCCCUUGGCCAGCUGAAUUUUCGGGAAGUGGGGGACAUUCCAGUAUUAGGACUUAGCUCAGGCUUCCUCAAACUCAGCCUUCCGGAUGUUUUUGGCCUACAACUCCCAUGAUCCCUAGCUAGCAGGACCAAUGGUCAGGGAAGAUGGGAAUUGUAGUCUCAAAACAUCUGGGGGGGGCGAGUUUGAGGAAGCCUGACUUAGCUGGAAGGGAAUUCCAUGUAGCACAUCCGAUUCCCACAGCCAUGCAGGAGCUAGCACCAGUUUAAUACAGCAGAGGCAAUCAGGGUUUGAUGUUCACAGCACCAAAUAUACAAAACGGGCACAGACUUAUUUCAUUCUACAUGGUUCUUCUGUUCCAGAGAGAUUCCCCCCCCCCCCCGGUACUUCUGGUGAACCAGGAGGGAACCAGCAUGGUUUAAAAUAGCUUUGAGGGGAAAAUUGUUGUUUGUUCUUUAUUGUUAUUUAAUUACUCGGUGCUGAAGGUUGGUUGGUGGUUUUCAAAAGGGUUUUUUUUUUUAAUAAAAAAAGAAGUUAAUCCAGUGGAAUAGAAAGACCAACCAUUUUGCGCAGGAGAUAAUCAGCACAGUCUUCAAGUCUUAUUUAUUUAACUUAUUUCUUUUGCACUGAAACGUUGCUUUUUCCGUUCGAGGCGGUUUGCAAUCUUAAAGCGAGAGCUUGCAGCCCAGCAGAGGGGGGAGCAAGGGAGGGAAAUGGUAAAGAUCGGGUACCAGUCCCUACGCAAUUUGAUCAAUUCCAUACUGACCACAGAGGGAGCCAGGUUUGGGAGGAGAGGGGUGAAAUUGCAGUUGGAACCUGUCAAGUCUCACCUGCAUAGAUUAUGUAGGCAGGUGAAAGUUAAGGCAGAAAGUUACACUAAGUAUGCCUAAUGCCAUUGCCCUGCAGAUGUUGCACUAUAACUUCCCAUCACCCCUGACCAGCCACCAUGUUGGCUGGGGGCUGAGGGGAGUUUGGAGCAAUGCUAGGGGACACAGUUGGGUACAGCUGAGUUACAAAAUACAACUUCAGGCUGGAGGUGGGCAUGUUCUCCCAAGCUCCCCUCCAGUUGACUUGGAAAUGACCUGAGAUCUCCCCACCAAAAAAUGUGCUUGGAAGUCAUUCUUUCAAGCUAUUCCAUUAAAAAAAAAUGUUCCUUGCCAGCCCGCCCCCCCUCCUACUGUGGUAGCUUCAAUGAACAGUGAUAAAUUCUACAUGUAACGUAAAUGCAUCUAAAUAAAUAUGAGCUGGUGCUACCGUGUGAAAAUAUUUGUUUUCUUUGUUCCUGUUUGGGGGGCAAAUUCGACCCUGUUUCACCCAUUUGCCCAUUGCACCUUUUUGCUUCUGAUCAAAGUUUGUGGAGUUAAACUAUGGAACUCCCUCCCACUGGAUGCAGUGAUGGGCCCCCGAUGUGGGAUUGGAAUGAAUCCAGAGUGGAGUCCAACCUUGUACUUCCGGCAACUCCGGCAGCCAAGCUGGCACCAGACGUCUCGCUCUGCUUUCCUUUGAACCAUGUCGGCAAAGGGGGGGGCGAAUACAGGGGCGUAGGAAGGCGGAGGCAGUGGGAGCAGUCCGCUCCAGGUGUCAUCCCUGAGGAGGGGUGACAAAAACAGCUCCCCCCCCCCAUUGCAUGGCAUGGCCGCCGCUCUGGGUGCUGAUGAAGCUAACUUCGCCACUGUAUGGAAUUUGCAACCAUAGGAUAGCUUGGGUGGCUUUAGAAGGGAAGUAGACUAUUUAUGGCAAUAGAUGGAAAGGGCUGCUUUGAGACUUGCAUGGUGAGAAGUGGGGUAAAGGUAAAGGGACCCCUGACCAUUAGGUCCAGUCGUGACCGACUCGGGUUGCAGCGCUCAUCUCACAGGCUCUAGUUUAACCCACAGCGCCACCCAAUAAGGGGUACUGCAAUUAAAAUAAAUAACAAGUGCCUACUAGCUAUGAUUUGUAUUCUUUGCCUCCGCAGAUAGCGACCGUAUGCCUCUGAGUGCUGGUUACUGGGGAAGACAGGGAGAGGGCUGUCGCUGCACUCACAUCCUGCUUGUGGGCUCCCCAUAGGCAUUCAGUUACAGAGGUGUAGGAAGGGGGCGGGGGGGACCGCCCCGUGUGUCAUCGCUGAUGGGGGUGGCAUUCAGCACUCCACCCACCUGUGACUCCCAAGCCUACCCCCGAGCCGUUGAUAAUGAGGGUGACAAAAAAUUGCACCGGGUACCACCUGACCUUGCUACACCACUGGUGUAGGCUCCUAUGAUGUAAGUAAUGGGCACCCAAUCAUUUUAAGUUAGAGCUUAAUAAUUAUUUCACUAUUAAUAUACUUCUUCUUAAUUGUAUUUCACUAAUAAUAAACUUCUUAAUUGUAUUUCAGUUCAACAAUUACUUUGAUAACAUACAUAUUUUGUUAUGUGCAAAUGGCUUGAGAUACCUACAGUGGUACCUUGGUUUAUGAACACAAUUGGUUCCGGAAGUCUGUUCAUAAACUGAAGCGUUCAUAAACUGAAGCGAACUUUCCCAUUGAAAGUAAUGGAAAAUGAAUUAAUCCGUUCCAGAUGUGUCCGCGGCGUUCAUAAACCGAGGUGUUCAUAAACCGAGGUUCCACUGUAUUAGGUCCCUAAAUUACCAUAUAGCAUAUAUUUAACACAAAAAAACAGUGACAAUUUGUUGUUGACAAAGGACAGCUGGACAUAGAAAGGGCCCCAUUACCUUCAGUAGCUUAGGGCCUCAUCAAACCUCAGUCCGGCCCUGGUCCCAUGCUUCAUUGUUUUGCACCGAGAACUUUAACAGCAGCUGCAAAAGUUGCUUUGUCCCAAUACUGUAAAUAAUUUUCCUAACAAGGAAGCUUUUCUGCACCCUCAAAUGUUCGCUGUCCUCACCUGAGCUCUUGCAGCUGAGAUGCAGGUGGGACGGUCUUGUCAGACCAAGCAAUGCAAAUAGCAGGUUGGCCCACAAAACAAUGCUCCAGUGCACAAACGCUCUUUCACGAGGCUUAAUCCUCCGUUUGUUCGGUGGAUUUCAAUGCACAUACUUCUGUCAUUAGACACCGGAGGAAGAGCUGGGACUACCAAAAGGACAGUUAUAAAAGAAGGCUUAGCAGAGGGUGAGAACGACAUGCUUGGUGCAGUAAGAAUAACGGCAAAGAUCAUUCUAUUGUAAAGUGGGAAGGGGCCUUAAGGAACAAUUCAAAUUGCUGGCUCUGACCUUUAAAGCCCUAAAUGGCCUCGGUCCAGUAUACCUGAAGGAGCGUCUCCACCCUCAAUGGUUCUGCCUGAGGUUCAGCUCUGAGGGCCUUCUGGCGGUUCCCUCCCUGUGAAAAGUGAGGUUACUCCCAUCAGAUGUCAAGGAAAUAAACAACUAUCUGGCUUUUAGAAGACAUCUGAAGGCAGCCAUGUUUACAUAAUUUUUUAA